GGAUAAGACAUGGUGGCUUUGUGACGGAUAGAUAGUCCUACUUCACGAGAUCGACUCCCAGGACUGUCUCGAGCAGCGACCAUGAGUCUCCGCCAACCGACCUCGACACUGGACAGCCCUUUCGCUGCUUGGCUGAGCAGCCUGACGAUAGGAGACUCAGAGCGCAAGACCUCUGCUGGCCAGCAGAGGGAGCCGGCUGUAGAGGUUCCCACUGAGAGCUCAGGUCCAGGGCUGGUUCAGAGAUGCGUGGUCGUUCAGAAGGACCAGCUGGGCUUCGGCUUCACGGUGUGUGGUGAGAGGAUCAAGCUGGUCCAGAACGUCCGACCAGGUGGAGCAGCGGUCAAGGCUGGAGUCCAGGAGGGAGACAGAAUCAUCAAGGUUAACGGCUCCCUGGUGUCCUCGAUGUCACACCAGGAAGUAGUGAAGCUCAUCAAGUCUGGAACGUACGUUGCCCUCACCCUCCAAGGCCCGCCCCCUUCGGCCGCUGCCCUGCCCCUGGAGCCCCUCCCCAGCGACCUCCUGCCCAACCAGAGGACGUCUCUGGGGGGCGAGGCCCCGCCCCCGCCGCCCCCGCCCCUGCCCCCCGGUCUGACCAGCACCCCCUCCCAGAGGAUCACCGGUCCUAAACCCCUCCAGGACCCUGAAGUGCAGAAACACGCCACUCAGAUCCUCAGGAACAUGCUGCAGCAGGGAGAGGCUGAGCUGCAGGACCUGAUGGAGGAGCUGUCACGGAACCCCUCCCCCUCGCUGGAGGAGCGAAUCGAAAGUGCCAAGAGGCGGGCCCAGCAGGUCCGCGUCAAGAUCCAGCAAGACCUGGACGGGACGAGAUCGGAAGCUGUGACCAACUACUUGAUAGCAGGCGAAGGUCGGUUGUCGGUGGACUCAAGUGAAGGAGACUUUGAGGCAUAUGAGAGCCCCCACUCCUCCCCCUCCUCCUCCUCCUUCAGGACCCCCUUACACAGGAGACAGGCCUCAGACACACACAUGCUCUCUGACUCGGGAGGGAAGGCCCAGAUCAUUGGGCCGGAGGAGGAGGAGGAAGAGGAGGACAGCUACACCAUCAACGAGAUGGACGGCCCCUUCCAGGAUAUUGAGCUGCUGAAGUCUCGGCCGGCCCACAUGACUGUGUUCAUGAGAUACGUGUUCAGCCAGCUCCUGGACCCCAACCCUCUGCUGUUCUACCUGUCAGUGGAGGCCUACCUGGGCUCCAGUCCUAAGGAUGCCCGCGGCCUCGCCCCUCAGAUCUGCUCCCACUUCCUGGACCCAGAUGCUCCGCUGAAAAUCAGAGUUCGAGAGGAGUACCUCACAGAUAUAGAGGGUCGUCUCCACGCCCAGGAGGACAUCAGAGGGCCUCUGUCAGAACUGCAGCAGCAGGUCCUACCAGACAUCCAGGAGCAGAUCCUGGACUACAGGAACAAGCAGAUGAUGGGCCUGGGCUCUCUGUUUGGAGAGGGAGACCUGCAGCAGCUGGACGGAGACCCUGCCAGGGAGAAGCAGGUGGUGGACAGACAGGUCACAGCCCUCUGGGAGCUGCUCUCCAAGCACGAAGAAGAGCGCAGUUCUCCCCUGGCCUCUGCGGUGCUGCUCUACCUGCGCCACUCGGGGGUGAAGCUGAGAGACUCGAGGGUGUUCCCUGGCCUCGCCACCGAGAGGGAUAAGUGGCUCGCCUUCUUCCCCAAGACCAAGAAGCUGAGCAGCACCAGGAAGGAGAGGGACGGAGAGGACAGGAAGAGGAACCCCAUCCUCAAAUACAUCGGCAAACCCCGGAGCACGUCCCAGUCCACGUUCCACAUCCCGUUGUCACCUUCCGAAGUCCGGCCGGGCAGUGUGAGGAACAUCAUCCAGCAGUUUGAGAACCACGUGGAGACCCCUGGGGAGGAGGGGGGCGACGCCGACCCCCAGAGACCCUCCAGCAGCCUGGGAGAGGAGCGCAUGGACAGUCCCACGGUCUCGGUCCGCCUGGCUCGCAGCGAGUCUCUGAAGGCGCAGGGGGAGGGGCGCCGGCGGGGCGGGGCCCCGGGGGCGGAGUCUGUGCCCCGUUCCCGUAGCGACGUGGACAUGGAGGACUGCGGGGAGGAGGAGGAGGGCGAGGGGCGGGGCCUGAGGCCUCUGCAGCACAGCGCCUCGUCCUCCUCUGGCAGCUCUGCACGGUCCCUGGAGAACCCAACCCCUCCAUACACACCUCGCUCCACACGGAGGAACAUGGACACGCCGGCGGCCCUGCUCCCGGACGCCCCGCCCCUGGAGGAGGAGGUGUGUGAGGUGCAGAACUGGCAGGACACGGUGGCGCCGCACCUCCUCGCCACGCUCAGCUCCCGGGAGGCUGACCGGCAGGCCGUCAUCUACGAGCUGCUGACUACCGAGUGUUCUCACCUGAGGAUCCUCAGAGUUCUGGACCAGGUGUUCUUCCAGAAGAUGAGGAGCGUGCUGAGCUCCGACGAGCUGGCCUGCAUCUUCCCCAACCUGCCCCAGGUCUACAGUCUCCACGCCAGCCUGUGUGAGGCCAUGAGGAACAGGAGGGAGACUCCCGUCGUGCAGGGCAUCGGGGACAUCAUGCUGGCCAGGUUUGAGGGCGCGGCGGGGGAGGAGUUUCAGGAUCAGGCGUCCCAGCUGUGCAGUCAGCAGUCUCAGGCCCUGGAGCUGAUCAAGAACAAGCAGCGCAAAGACCCCCGCUUCGCUCACCUCAUCCAGGAGUGUGAGGCCAGCCCUCACUGUAGGAGACUCCAGCUGAAGGACCUGCUGGUGUCAGAGAUGCAGAGACUCACCAAGUACCCCCUGCUGCUGGACAACAUCAUCAAACACACCCAGGCCGGCUCCUCGGACCUCCCUCCUCUACAGCAGGCUCAGGCUUGUUGCCGCGGGAUCCUGCAGGCUGUCAACGAGGUCGUCAGGGAGACGGAACACCGCCAGAGGCUCAGCCAAUACCAGCGCAGGCUAGACGCCGCCCCCCAGUUUAAGAGUCUGGACCUGACCACUAAGAGGAUGAUCCAUGAAGGGCCUCUCACCUGGAAAGUCAGCAAAGACAAAACCUUAGAGAUCCAGGCCCUGCUGCUGUCCGACCUGCUGGUUCUGCUCCAGAGGGGUCCUGACGAGCGCCUGCUGCUGAGGGGCCCGUCUCGCUGGCUGGGGGGCGGCGGAGGGGGCGGCGGGGACACCAAGACCUCCUUCAGCCCUGUGGUCCAGCUGGACUCACUGCUGGUCCGGCCCGUGGCCACCGACAACAAGGCCCUGUAUGUGAUCAGUACCACGGAGAGGCAGAUCUACGAGCUGGUGGCCGGGACGUCUUCAGAGAAGAACACAUGGAAGGACUUUCUGGAAAAGACCAUCUCAUUGGUUGCCAGCUCGUCACCUUUGAGCAAUCACAGGUCCACGCCUACAUCCUCCCCCAGUGUUGGCAACUCCUCCCCCAUCUCGACAGGCAGCCACAUCUACCAAUCAGACGAUUCCAUGACAGAAAGGUCGGUUUCCAUGGAGACGGACUCCCCCAACGACGACGGUGCGCUCACACCCACCACGCCAACGGACCAAUCAGCAUCUUUCCUCUGCGGUAAUGGGCGGGCAGUGGGCGUGGCCGAGGCAGCUCUCCAAGAUGUUGAAACACUAAGGCAGCUGAUUUUCCGAGACCUAGAGGAGGAUGGGUGGAGCCACAAUUCAGGUGAAACGCCCACCAACGAGACAGCCAAUGAGAAGAGUCCCGUCACUGACAGACAGAGGCCAGAAUACUCAGAGACUGUCCCGGGCGUCAGUCCCAGCCAAUCGGAGGCUGCGUCUGAGGAGGUCCCGCCCCCGGAGGCGGAGCCACAGAGUGUUCACGUUGUCAGGAAAGCUUUGGUUGCGGGCUCUUCCUCUAUCCCUGAUGACAUCACUGAUGAUGUCAGCCUCCUCUCCAACCAAUCGUGUGAGCCGAGAGACGUGGCCAGUGCCCAGGGUAACACCUUCUACCUGGUCAUGCCCGGUGAGCAGGGCGAGAGCCACACUGACGAGCCCGCCGCUGAGCAUGCUCCGCAGGAAGAGGAAGUGAUGUCAUCCCCCGUCCGGUCGGUGGAGGAGGAGGAGGGGGAGGAGGAGGAACAGGCGCAGGUUUACAUCCCGCCCGAGGUCGACCAAUCAGGGCCCGCGCUGCCGAGCGGGGAGGAGGAAUUGGGCCAAUCACAAAGCAGGCGCCAGAGUCAUGUGAUCAAGAACGUGGACGAGAUUUUCCACACGAUCGAGGAGCUGAUGGUCAAGCUGCACCGCCUGAAGGACAUAGAGAAGGCGCACCAGCAGCUCCUCCAAACACUCAGAGAGCCAGCUGUCAAUCAAGAGCCUGUGGACCUCCCCCGUAUCCAGGCAACCGUGGCCAGGACGCCAUCUCUGGACCGGGGCUCGGGAGAAGGAAGUGAGGGAGGACAACUGGAACCUGUCAAGAUUCAGUCUACAGGAUUCUGACCUCACCUUAGAAUGGACUUACUAACACACACACACACACACACAGAACGGGACCCCAGCCGACUCCGCCCGGCUUACCCCAAUCCCAGCAUGCAUCUGUUACCCCCAGAAAACCAGGAAAUUACUUUGGUGUGACAACCACCCCUGACGCCUAAGGACCGCCCCCUCAGAGGGGACCAAAUGACCUUUGACCUUUUAGGAGCAGGAGAAAGCUCAUGAACUGAAUUGGGAGGGGGGAGGGGUAAGAAGGAUGGAGGAAUGAAGGAAACAUGCAUGAAGAACAAGUGAGUGAAAGAGAAAGAUUUGGCAAAGUAGAAAAUGGAAGGAAGGAAGGCAAACUGUAUACUGGGAGAGGAAGUAUUUUGGGAUGUUGAAGGAAAGUAGGGUUUGCGAAACUAGUUGAAGGAUAGAGUUGUACACUGGGAAAUGAAGGAAGUAAAAAAAAAAAAAAAAGUUAAACAAUGUCGGAUGAAGGGAGCAGAAGAGUGUCGUCGAGGCAACGUGACGUAACCAAGGACACCACUGAAGGACCCCCAGCACUUUACCCACUGCGCGCCUCUCAAUCUCUACACAGAACCCAGUCGAUUUGAUUGGUCAGGAACUGGAAAGACCACAUGCGCCAUUGUGGACCAAUGCGACUGCACACCUAGUUUGAGCCAAAAUGGCGGACCCUCUGCCACUGGCUGCUUUAAAGGACGCCAAAGGACUGUGUCUCAUCAAUUCAGGUAAUUUGCACUGGGCCCUGUAGAAAGACAAGGGUCACCACUCAGAAUGGGAAUCAUAUACAUAGAGACUAUAUUCAUAUUCACUCAACUGCUAUGUUCAAUCAGUACCAAAACACAUAAGAGGAGACUGAACACUAUGGAGGAGUGGCCGGACCCAAGAUGGCCGCCGCGAUGCCUAUGGACAGCUGCUAAGCCACGGGAUGUGUGACCAUCUGUGCGUUUAUCCAGCCAGCCUGGGUUUCCUUUGCCACGGGUGGAUGGUCGUGGCUGACAGCAGGGCCUCGGUGCUGUGGAUCACUAAGACUGCUCAGUGAGGCAGAACUGCUCAGACAGACAGGGAUAACUACUACUAACAGAAAGGACAUAAACACUGUUAUUGUCUUGUUUUGUUUUUGUUUUUUUUCCCCCCAAUCAUGUUAUAUUUGGGUUGCUGAUGGAUACUAUCACUACUGUUGUGCGUGCGUGUGUACAUACAGAAGCUCAACUGUGAACCACCCUACUUCCACUGUGUUGGCAGCCGCACCAAAACCGGACUUUGGGCAAACACUAGAACUGAUCUGAGGGACGUUUGAUUUGUGUCCCUGGUGGGCAACUUGUCUGACCUCCUUGGUAGCUACAGUGCGCUGGUGAAGUGAAUCAAACGCAUCUCAGGUGUUUGACCAAGGUUCUGCACCAAACUCUGAAGGAACUGUGGUUCACUCCCAGUGGUAUACCAAUAUAUAUAUAUAUACCGGUAGUUACACAUCCUAUGCACAGAUCCCCUCUAUUUAUUGUGGGAGAAUAAAAGAAAAGAAAUUUGUAAUUAGUUCUGAGAGUAGAAUAUGCACAUCCAGUGUCAAAGACAAAAUAAAAUGACAGUCUGGAGGACAGCUAAACUUGUGGUCUUUACCGUAACGUUUUGGCUUGACGAUGUUCACCUUGAAGACCGCUCAGUUCAAAACGUUGAGCUAAAGAACCUUACCUUUCUUUCACUUCAGAAAAAUGAACGUCAAAUUUGAACCCCCUGUCAUUCUUUUGAGACGUUAUAACCAGCAAACGACUGAUUCUAAGCUGCGUGUGUGCACGCUCCGAUGUUGGAGGCGAUACAGUGUUUUAUUUACCAUACCGUCGCAUGGCAAAGACCUCCCGACUCGCCCUUCUUUCAUUCUUGUUUGGACUAGGAUUCAUUCCCUCUCUGUAUUUCCUCCCCUUCAAGUAGCAUUUAGCCAUCUCCAUUUUCUACCUCUAUUCUUCUGUAAACUCUAAUAGUCUUUUUCAUACCAUUGUCUUAUCUUUGAUGUCUGCGUCACCUCGCUCAUAACGAUGUUACGUCGGAUCUAUAAGAGGUUAUAACUGGCAGUAAAGACGUUUUAAACCUAUCUGUUUUCUUUGUGAGAUGUUGCACAGGGAAGCCCUGCACAGUGCAAACUACUGUAUUCAUACACAGGCGUAAAGACCUCCUUUUUCUUUUUAUAUGGUCUCGUUCACUCAUGUAAUAUAGAAAUCACACCCCUUGUUUUAUAUAUAUGUUAAUUUUUCUGUAAAGCCUUAGUCCUGUCUUUGAUUUUAUUUUUGUAGAUACGGUAAAAAAAACAAAAAACAAAUGUAAAUUAUUUUUUCUCCCCUGUUUUUAAGAAUGGCGAGAUUGUUAGCGGCACAGAAGGAAAAUGAACUCGUGUUUUGUGACAAUAAAAAUAACUGUUUAAAAAGUA
Osmerus eperlanus (European smelt) is the source of this 6844-nucleotide messenger RNA. RefSeq names its product Rho guanine nucleotide exchange factor (GEF) 11 (gene arhgef11). Lineage: Eukaryota; Metazoa; Chordata; Actinopteri; Osmeriformes; Osmeridae. Gene Ontology annotation, biological process: G protein-coupled receptor signaling pathway; intracellular signal transduction. Gene Ontology annotation, molecular function: G protein-coupled receptor binding; guanyl-nucleotide exchange factor activity. Gene Ontology annotation, cellular component: cytoplasm. The record is from RefSeq and is a predicted model, not a curated record.